GGCAAGACGCACUGCGAGGAACCGUCAAGAAGACAUUCAUUAAGUUUCACAGAGUCGUCUUAGAUACAUUCAAUAUCAUUGUACAUAACAUAAGCAAAUAAGCAUUAGACGAGUACAUGCUUAUAGAAACAUUUACAUAUGCAAGCAAAUAGAAAAGUAUAGGAAAGGCAACUGUAUUCAAAUCAACUGUUCUGGAAAGCCACGCAGAGAAAGCAGACUCCCAGAAGGAAGCAAUAUAAAGCACAUCGGAGAAGAGAGAGGAUACGUUUUAAUCUGAUCGACUACCUUUUUUAAAAAAAUGAACGUUGGGGAAGAGAAUCUGCUGAAAUCGAUCAGCAACGACACUUUGCUGGAUCUGACUCAGCGCUACGGGCAGUCAACGUUCGGCUACGGUGCUAGCCAUGGUGCUGGAAGUCCUGGACGCUAUCCCCUUACGCCGGCUGCUGAUUUCCUCAGUGGACAGACAGCGAAGUCGACUGAGAGCGGCGGGGAGCAGACCAGCGACGACGACGACGCUUUCGACCCUCUAGAUCCCAGGAAGAGAAGUUCGGGGUUCGACGACGACAAACAUUCGGGAUCCCUCGCCAAGAAGCCCAAAGAGCAGAGGUCGCUGCGCCUGAGCAUCAACGCACGGGAGCGCAGACGAAUGCACGACCUCAAUGACGCCUUAGACGGCCUGAGGUCCGUGAUCCCUUACGCUCACAGUCCCUCCGUGCGAAAACUAUCCAAAAUAGCGACUUUGCUGCUGGCGAAGAACUAUAUCCUCAUGCAGGCGCAAGCUCUGGAGGAAAUGCGAAGGCUGGUGGCUUAUUUGAACCAGGGACAAACCAUUACGUCGCCCAUUCCGACGGCACUGGCUCCAUUUGGACAAGCAGCUGUGUACCCUUUCUCGGGGACAGCUCUAGCCACCUGCGCCGAGAAAUGCACUUCUUACUCCGGAACACCUUCGAGUCUCUUCAAACACUGCAACGACAAGCCUUGACUCAGCCUCGUUCUUCACCU
Megalops cyprinoides (Indo-Pacific tarpon) is the source of this 1002-nucleotide messenger RNA. RefSeq names its product basic helix-loop-helix family, member e23 (gene bhlhe23). The coding region runs from base 299 to 982 and encodes 227 amino acids. The record is from RefSeq and is a predicted model, not a curated record. The transcript has a single exon. Gene Ontology annotation, molecular function: protein dimerization activity. Lineage: Eukaryota; Metazoa; Chordata; Actinopteri; Elopiformes; Megalopidae.